CUGUAUGCUUCGGGUGCUGAGCAGUCACAGAACGAGACCACUCAAUUCCACCGUCCCAAACAACUGUCUCUGCUCCUGCUGAUAGUCUCCUUUUUUCAAUGCACCCGCUGAUAGCUUAGCUAUCCUUGGUUCUGUCUUCUUGCCAAAGCCGCGAACCUUCUUGGAGCGGUCUGUCCGUUUAGACUAAGGAAGCCCUGAGUCUGGCCCUCCUCCCCCCAUGCCUGCAUCCUAGCUCUGCUCCCCGGACUGCAGCUUCGCGAUGCCCGCAGCGGGGUCCUGACCGCGCCGGAGGACGCCCGGUCUUCUGGGCGCUCUCGCUACGGCGCAGGCUCCACUGCUCGGAGCAGGCGCGUCAGCCGCAGCUGGGCUCGGGCCAUCAGGGGGAGAACUGGCCCCUUGGCUAGGCUCGCAGCCCAGCGAGGACCCUGGGCUGCUGCCUCCACCGUCGACGACGCGUGCAAGGGCCCUCGCGCUUUCCGAGCUUUCCGCUUGGUGGGCGGGUUUGUGCUAGGGGCGCCUUGGGGAUCAGUCUGGACUUUAUUCAAGAUGAAGUUCUUUUGGGGGAUUCUCUUUCUUAUUUUAUUCUCCUUCUGGGUUGAAGAAUCCUAUUCUAAAGAGAAGUCUUCCAAGAAGGGGAAAGGGAAAAAGAAGCAGUAUCUGUGCCCAUCGGAGCAGUCUGCUGAAGACCUUGCCAGAGUACCAGCUAAUUCCACAAGCAAUAUCUUGAACAGACUAUUAGUCAGUUAUGAUCCCAGGAUCAGACCAAAUUUCAAAGGUAUUCCAGUUGAUGUGGUGGUCAAUAUUUUUAUUAACAGCUUUGGCUCUAUACAAGAAACAACAAUGGACUAUAGGGUUAACAUCUUCCUGAGGCAGAAAUGGAAUGAUCCUCGGCUGAAGCUUCCUAAUGAUUUUAGGGGCUCAGAUGCACUGACAGUGGAUCCCACCAUGUACAAGUGUCUAUGGAAACCUGACCUAUUUUUUGUGAAUGAAAAGAGUGCAAAUUUCCAUGAUGUUACACAAGAAAAUAUCCUCCUCUUUAUUUUUCGGGAUGGAGAUGUCUUAGUUAGUAUGAGAUUAUCUAUUACUCUUUCCUGCCCUUUGGACUUGACCUUAUUUCCGAUGGAUACACAACGUUGCAAGAUGCAAUUGGAAAGCUUUGGUUAUACAACGGAUGAUUUGCGAUUUAUCUGGCAAUCAGGGGAUCCUGUCCAGUUAGAGAAAAUAGCUUUGCCACAGUUUGAUAUUAAAAAAGAAGAUAUUGAAUAUGGUAACUGUACCAAAUAUUAUAAAGGCACUGGCUAUUACACAUGUGUAGAAGUAAUCUUUACACUGAGAAGACAAGUGGGAUUUUAUAUGAUGGGUGUGUAUGCCCCUACUCUGCUCAUUGUGGUCCUGUCCUGGCUAUCAUUUUGGAUCAACCCUGAUGCAAGUGCUGCAAGAGUGCCACUGGGUAUCUUCUCAGUCCUCAGCUUGGCAUCUGAAUGUACCACACUUGCUGCUGAACUUCCCAAAGUAUCCUAUGUGAAGGCCCUCGAUGUCUGGCUAAUUGUUUGCCUUCUCUUUGGGUUUGCAUCACUGGUAGAGUAUGCUGUGGUUCAGGUGAUGUUAAAUAAUCCCAAACGAAUUGAAGCAGAGAAAGCAAGGAUUGCCAAGGCAGAGCAAGCAGAAGGGAAAGGUGGAAAUGCAGCUAAGAAGAACACAGUCAAUGGUACAGGGACUCCUGUUCACAUCAGCACUUUACAGGUUGGUGAAACCAGAUGCAAAAAAGUCUGUACUUCCAAAUCUGACCUGAGAUCAAAUGACUUCAGCAUUGUUGGUAGUUUACCUAGAGAUUUCGAAUUGUCCAACUAUGACUGUUAUGGAAAACCCAUUGAAGUCAACAAUGGGCUGGGGAAAUCCCAGGCAAAGAACAACAAGAAGCCUCCCCCUGCCAAACCAGUAAUUCCAACAGCAGCAAAGAGAAUUGAUCUUUAUGCAAGGGCAUUGUUUCCUUUCUGUUUCUUGUUCUUCAAUGUUAUAUAUUGGUCGAUAUAUUUAUGAUGUAUUUUUGUCCAUUUGUGUAAAAUAUAAAACCAUUCAUUAUUUCUCUUCUCAAUCACAAAGGCCAGUCUGUGAAAUCAUUUGCAUUUUUGAAGCAAUAUACUGCAUUUUGAUGCCGUGAGAUUGUAAUGAAAUGCAGCGUCUUAAUUUUGAAUGAAAGCAUGACACUGUAAUGUCUGUGCUCUGACAAGUUAAUGUAUAUAUAUGUACAGCAUACAUCCUGCUCUAGGAAUAUAUGAAAAAUAACUCAUACUGCAUCAGUGAUCAAAUUCAAAUAACUCUCUACUCUUUCUAUAAACAUGCAAAUAUUUCAAGUGAUCUGAAUAAAGAGAAACUGAUUUGCACGCU
This is a messenger RNA of Phascolarctos cinereus (koala), 2388 nucleotides long. RefSeq names its product glycine receptor beta (gene GLRB). Gene Ontology annotation, cellular component: postsynaptic membrane. Gene Ontology annotation, molecular function: transmembrane signaling receptor activity; extracellularly glycine-gated chloride channel activity. Gene Ontology annotation, biological process: chloride transport; monoatomic ion transmembrane transport. Lineage: Eukaryota; Metazoa; Chordata; Mammalia; Diprotodontia; Phascolarctidae. The record is from RefSeq and is a predicted model, not a curated record.